This is a messenger RNA of Amaranthus tricolor (Joseph's coat), 2226 nucleotides long. RefSeq names its product GDSL esterase/lipase At4g10955-like. The transcript has 2 exons. The coding region runs from base 309 to 1454 and encodes 381 amino acids. Lineage: Eukaryota; Viridiplantae; Streptophyta; Magnoliopsida; Caryophyllales; Amaranthaceae. The record is from RefSeq and is a predicted model, not a curated record.
ACUAUUCAAUUACUAUUCUUCCCACUUGCUUUCUCAAAAUCCCAAACCCAAGCAAAAUCCCACAAUAAUUCUUGCAAUUUUUCUCUUUCUAUUUUCUCUAUUAUCUUCUAGAAGAGAAAGAAGGGUGUAUUUUAAUUGCAGAAUAAGGAAUCUAAAGUGGGUUUUUGUUUUCCUUCAAAUUACAUUAAUGAAAAUAAAUUAUAUGAUGUGACAUUGAGGAAUUAAAGAAGGGUCAAUACCAAUUUCACAAGCAUAUUCUUCAAGAUCAAAACUUUAUUGGACAAAGUGGGGAGAAAUUCAAUUUUAAAAUGGAAAUGGAAGUAGAAACAAAAACCCAAGUUGAAGAAAUAAUGGUGGGAGCAGCCAUGGAAAUGGUGGAAGGAAGCAAAAAUGGAGGUGGAGCUCAUCCUUAUGCAUUUCAUGUUUCUGGGCCUCGGAAUCUUUCUUCUCCUAAUUGGAGAGAUAUCAUCAAUUCUAGCUGGAAAAAUGCAAAUUAUAAAAGAACAGUCAUGGCCUGUUUCAUACAAGGAGCAUACCUGCUAGAGCUAGACAGGCAAGAAAACAAAACAGGUGAAAAUGCUUUAGCUCCAAACUGGUGGUUGCCUUUCAAAUACAAGCUAACUCAAACUCUAAUCGACGAGCGAGAUGGAUCCAUCUUUGGAGCCAUACUCGAAUGGGAUUGCUCUUCAGCACUGUCCGAUUUCAUACUCAUUCGCCCAAGUGGGGCCCCACGAGCUGUUUUAGCUCUAAGAGGAACACUCCUAAAGAGUGUGACUAUCCGAAGGGACUUAACUGACGACCUUCGGUUCCUUGCUUGGGAAAGUUUGAAAGGGUCAGUAAGAUUCAAAGUAGCUUUUGAUACAUUAAAAUCAUGUGCAUUGAAGUAUGGAAGUAGCAAUGUUUGUGUUAUCGGUCAUUCGUUAGGUGCUGGUUUCGCCCUUCAAGUUGGAAAGGCAUUAGCCAAAGAAGGAAUACAUGUCGAGGCUCAUUUGUUCAACCCUCCAUCGGUUUCACUAUCCAUGAGUCUUAAGACUCUUGGGGAAAAAGCCGGGUUUGUUUGGAGGAGAUUUCGGUCUAUGCUUCCUUCAGGGAGCGAAACCCAGCAGAACACCGAGUUGGGUGAUCAAAAUAAGGCGAAAAGCGCAGUUUUGAAGAAAUGGAUCCCACAUUUGUAUGUCAAUAACAGUGAUUAUGUGUGCUGUUAUUACGCUGAUCCAACACGAAACCAAGAUGGAAUCGAUGGUGGCAGGAAGGAGAACUUGGCCCCGGCUGUGCAUAAUGUUGCUGAAGCCGCGGUCAAACUCUUUGUUUUGUCGAAGGGGAAUCAAAAGUUCCUUGACGCGCAUAAAUUGGAGCAAUGGUGGGCGGAUGACUUAGAACUACAAACUGUUAUAAACAAUAGCAAGCUUAUCAGUAGACAGCUCAAAUCUCUGUAUCAAGUCCCUGCAUCAUAGUAAAUCGAAAACAACGAGCAGGAAGGCCUGGUGAUGCCGAAUUCUGACUGAGGACUAAUUUCGUUUUUUCAAGUUCGAAUGUUCUUCCUAAGUGUAUGUAUUACUAAGGUUCGUGUAAACCGUCUAAAUAGAUUUUUUGGCUCAAAGCAAUGCUCAAAGCCUCAAACAAAACCCAAGUUCUCCAAUGUAAGGUCGGUACAUUUAUAUUUGCCGAAUUCUGACUGAGGACUGAUUUUUGUUUUUUCGAGUUCGAAUGUUCUUCCUAAGUGAAUGUAUAACUAAUGUUUCUUACCUUCCUCCUUUCUUACUUUGGACUAUUUGGUCAUGCAUAAAGUUCGUGUAAAUUCCGUCUAAAUAGAUUUUUUGCUCAAAGCAAUGCUCAAACAAAACCCAAGUUCAAUGUAAGGUCGCUACAUAUAUAUGUGCCGACUUCUGACUGCGGACUGAUUUUGUUUUUUCGAGUUCGUAUGUUCUUCCUUAGUGUAUGUAUAAGUGAGGUUUCUCACCUUCAUCUUUACUUACUUUGGACUAUUUGGUCUUGGAUAAGCUCAUGUAAAUCCCCUCCAAAUAGAAUCUUUGCUCAAAGCAAUGCUUAAACAAAACCCCAUGUUCUUCAAUAUAAGGUCGUUACAUUUAAUUAUAUUUGCCACUAUAUGGUCCACGUAGGCUCGAACUUGUCGUCAAAGUUAAUGUCUUUCUAUUUUAAUUUUUAUUAUUAUCGAUUAUUAUUGUUAUUAUUAUUAUAAUUAUUAUUAUUAUUAUUGUUAUUGUU